Messenger RNA from Bombyx mandarina (wild silkworm), 708 nucleotides. RefSeq lists its product as uncharacterized. Lineage: Eukaryota; Metazoa; Arthropoda; Insecta; Lepidoptera; Bombycidae. The record is from RefSeq and is a predicted model, not a curated record.
GUUGUAAAAGUAGUAGUAGUAUAGAGCCGUCGGUCAUAUUCGAGACACUUCAAAAGCGUGGUCUCAGCUGUAUGUUCUUAUAAUGGACUAUCACAGAUACAACAAAACUUCGUCUGUCGAAGACCAGAAAAGAUCGGGGUGGCAGCGUGCUGUUGGAACUACAAAGGCUGUUAAUGCUGUUAAAACCAGAGUUCGUCGAAACCCCAUUAGGAAGCAAAAAAUCUAAUAAUGUGUUCUAAAGAUGCUGCUCAAGUGAUCGGAAAGGUACAACGUAGUCAUCAUACUGCGUCAGUGAUGGUUUGGUGGGGCGUGUCUUAUCAAGGAGUCACAAAACUACAUUUUUCUGAAAAAGGAGUGAAAACUUCAGCCAAAGUGUAUCAAGAAACAGUCUUGGAUCAUGUUGCGAAACCUCCCAGCAAAUACACUUUUAAAAAGUACACCGUGGACUUUCCAGCAAGACUCUGCACCUGGUCACAAGGCACGAACUACCCAUGCCUGGUAACCAACCCUUCCAACCCCGACUCACUUCUCCUAUAUAUCGCUCAUCGUCCGAGCGCAAUGGAUCUGAAACUGCUUAAGAACGUAACUCUGCGCUUGCAUUUUAUCGAAGUAAUGUCAGAGCUCAACUCCGACCACCGACCUGUCGUCAUGCCGCUCGGCCGUCCGUGCAUCCCAGACCCGGUCACGAGGACCAUGGUGGAUAUGUAG